Messenger RNA from Triplophysa dalaica, 1201 nucleotides. RefSeq lists its product as uncharacterized. The record is from RefSeq and is a predicted model, not a curated record. The transcript has 5 exons. The coding region runs from base 1 to 753 and encodes 250 amino acids. Lineage: Eukaryota; Metazoa; Chordata; Actinopteri; Cypriniformes; Nemacheilidae.
AUGUCUCAACCUGCACAUACCAUCACAACCAUACAACGUGCAACUGUUAUUGCUGUCCCAGCACCUCCAGCUUCACCAGCACCACUAUACCAAACCCUGGAUGAUGAGUUUGAUGACUGUCUGCUUCAAACUGAGAUCAAUGAAAUAGGAAUGAGGCAGCAGGAGCAAAUACAGGGCUCUACUCUGAGAACAUUGGUGUGCCCUUACUGUCAGAUGGGUGGGCUGGAUGCUAAGGAACUGCGGGAUCACUGCAAUGCCCAACUUGCCUAUGACAGCACAUGUGUGGUUUGUCCUGUGUGUGUUGUUUUGCCUCAUGGUGAUCCACAGUACUACAGCCGCAAUUUUAUCGGCCAUCUUAAUCUGCGACACAUUGAGGAUAUAACUAGUAGAGAAGAAAAGAGUAGAGAAGAAAAGAGUCAGAACAGAUCAGUCAGAUGUUGGCGGAAUAGAUGUGUUUUCAGGCGUUUCUUAAAGAUGGCUACAGAAUCUGCAGAUCUUGUAGCAGUGGGCAGAUCAUUCCACAUAGGUGGAACAGAUCCGGAGAAGGUGCGCGAGAGAGAUUUUUUACCUUUAUGGGAUGGCACCACAAGACGUCGUUCGUUUGCAGAGCGUAGGGAUCUGGCGGGUACAUAUGUCUGCACCACCAGUAGUGGUCUUGUAGGCCAGGAGCAGAGACUUAAAUUUGAUGCGAGCGACUACGGGAAGCCAAGUUACAUUGUUAAGUGUUUCAUGACACACACGUGUUAUGGUUAAUUAUCCUGUGUUAGUUCACCUUUAAACAGUCCUCAUGUUUAUUGUCCUGUGCCAGUUCAUUUUGUGACAUAUCUCUGAUGAGAGUAUUGUUUAUGCCUGUGAUCUUUACCAAGAGUCAAGUAAGUCAAGUCAAGUCCAGUCAGUGUAGUUAUUUGUCCAGUGUUGUAUUCAUCUAGUCUAGUUAGUCUGUGUUCCUGUUGUCUACUUGAUUAUUCCCUUUGUCAUUAUUGUUUCACCCCCUCGUGGGCCUUUGUUUUGUGUUUGUUUUGUCUGUUGUCCAACACUGCCUGCAAUUGGGUUCUUCCUCACAAUUCACGACAACUGCCAUAUUUGACUAUGCACAAAUAUCCUUAUAAAAGCCUAAUUGGCAAAAAGAUUUUCUGAUACAAAUCUGAAGUUGAAAUUAUUUUUAAGAUAUAGGCUUUGUUAUAUUAAAUACAGAAAUGUA